Messenger RNA from Lichtheimia ornata, 507 nucleotides. RefSeq lists its product as uncharacterized. Lineage: Eukaryota; Fungi; Mucoromycota; Mucoromycetes; Mucorales; Lichtheimiaceae. The coding region runs from base 1 to 507 and encodes 168 amino acids. The record is from RefSeq and is a predicted model, not a curated record. The transcript has 3 exons.
AUGUCUUUCCUUACUUUGGAGGAGAUUGUCGCAAAAACUACUGACAGUACUCGUGAUGAGAUCGAGAACGACCUGCAAACAUUCGCCAAUGCCUAUGGGUUUGUUGUCUAUCUUGAUAGCGGCGGAAACCUAGAUCCGAGCAAAGGCACUGUUAAAGCCUACUUCAAGUGCAUACAUGGUGGCACCUAUCAGCCACGCCAUGUAGUAAACAACAACAGCCUUGAUGAAAACCUUACUGAUACCAGUAUUGCCAUCCAUGACGGUGACAACGAAAGCGUUAUUGACACCACAACGGAAAAUCCCGAUACUUCAGAAAGCAAUAGUACCAUGAAAGAUAACGCAUCGGAUAAUGAUAAGGAAGAGAAGACUGAUGAUAAGCGUUUUUACGUGGACAAGAACGGAGUUCGCAAAAGAAAACCCACACGCAUAUCGAAACUCGAUAUACUUAUGUCACCUACAAAAAGUUGGCUCCCCCCAGCUGGAGUUGAAAAAAUUGUAGGCAGUUGA